AUGAGUCCCAGACCUAGUCCCGACAGCGACCCGCCGCAGCCGCGAACGGGCCUGACGUCUCCAAUCACAUCCGCGUUCGCCGGCGGAUCGAACGCGAGCGCCGAUGCAUCUUUCUACGCCACUUCUGGUAGUGCUGCUGCCGCCAAUCUGUCUUGGAGCGCUCCCAGGCGCGCCGAUAGGGUGGGGAAAGGCGCCAAAGGCGGGCCGGAGAACGCGCUGCACGGCUUUCGCGGAGUGCGGCAGCGCAGUUGGGGGAAGUGGGUGGCGGAGAUCCGCGCGCCGCGCAGCAAGAAGCGCAUCUGGCUGGGAUCGUUUGCAGACGCGCGGACUGCUGCGCUGACGUACGACCGCGCAGCGCGGAAGUUGUACGGGCCGCGCGCGCAGCUCAACUUCUUCGACGGGGCGGCAGUUUCGGCGCCCGCCAGCAGCCACCCUCACGGCGCAAGCUUGCGCGCCGCCGACGCCCGCAGCGGCUUGAUCAGCAGCGGAAGCGGCAGCGGCGGGAGUGCCGCGAGCGACAGCGAAGGCGGCGCUUUUGCAGGCGUGAUUAACGGCGGCGUUGGAGGCGGAGAGAGAACGAGCCGCUCCGUCGAAACGCCUGCGCAUGUACCGCGCUGCGCGUCGAGCGACGACGCGACGCCUCUGUCACUGGCGAGGUUCGCGUUCACCGGCGGCGCGCCGUUUCUAACGCGAGACUCCAACCCAGCGGAGAGCACCGUUAGUGCAGCCAUGGCGGCGGCCUCCCGAACCGCGUCGCUCAACGCAGAAACUCUCGCUGCAGCGCGAUGUGACUACAUCGAUGCCCUGCCACUGCCCAGCAUGACCUUCCAAGAAAUCUUUAACCGCUCGUGUCCGCCGCUCACCGCGCCCGCCGCGGCGUCUACCUCGGUAUCCGCGCUCGGCGCGCGCGCCCCGUCAGCGGAGAAGCGCGGCAUGUGGCAGGGGCCGGUUGAGUCGUUCCGCGCGCCCGCGGCGAGCAGCGCGGGGCGCGUCGACCCGUCGGCGGAGAGCGGGCAACUGAAGCGCGGGGAGCAGCAGCAGGCUGAGGAGUCUAUGGCUGGCUCCGGUUUUGAGUCGACUCAGAAGGAGGCCGCGGCGUGCUCUGGCUGGAGUCAUGGCGGUGGCAUUGCUACGCACAGCAUUGUGAAUUGGAAUCGGAACAACCAGGAUCGUGACUUGAGUCAGGGAGUUUCCGCUGGCCUGGGAAGCGAGGGGGCGAGCAUGCGUUUUCCUCCGUGCCCCGCUGUUUUGCCCGCCCAGCUGAGUCAGCAACCCGCUUUGACGGUGCGUGGGGGGCUUGUUCCGUACGGCAGCAUUUUUGCAAGCCCCCCGGUCAUGUCAGUGGGCGGCAUGCACACACCUGGCAUGGCAGUGCCGUGGGGGUGUGGCGGAGCAGUCUCGUGGGUGCAUGAGAGAACGAUGGUGCAGCAAGGGGCGAUGGCUCAAGAGGGAGUGAUGGCGCAGGAUGGAGCGAUAGUGCAGGCGCUGAGGGAGAGCAGAGCGCAGCUGAUUCGGGAGCAGAUGGGCGGCAGUGGUGGCGCCGUGUCUGCUGGGAACGCUUGGAUUGCUAGCAAUGCUUGGACUGCUGGCAGUGCUGGUGCUGGGGUGCAGGAGGGGGCGAUGGUGCAGGCGCUGAGGGAGAGCAGGGCGCAGCUGGUGCGGGAACAGAUGGGCAGCAUUGGUAGCGCUGUGUCUGCUGGGAACGUUUGGGCUGCUGAGACUGGUGGUGCUGAGACUGAUAGCGCUGUGACUGCUGGGGCUGCUGGGUGUGCUGGUGCAGGGGUGUGGAGUGGUAGGUGCACGGAUGGGGCAGAUGCAGUGCAGGGUGGGGGAGCAGGCAUGGAGCAUGGUGAGCUGGACGCAGCAGCCAUAGAGCGCAUGCUGCAGCUCUCAGAAGACCUGCUCGGCCCAGAGGACCCCCCUCCUCAUGGCCAACACAUCCCCCUUGGACACAGGGACCCUCCCCCUCAUGGUGCCAAUGCCCCUCAUGGCCGUGUGGUCACUCACGCCUCUGAUGCGGCUGCAUUGGAGGAAACCAGUGCGGUGCUGGCAUACGGUGAUUACCAGUGUCUGGCCACCGGACUGCCUCAUGCCAUGCCGAGCUCCAAGCCUACUGCCGUGCCCCACUCGUGCUCCCUGCAUGUCUCUCUGCCUGGCUCUGUGCCGCACGCUGCUGCUGCUGUUGCUGCUUGUGAGCCUGUGUGCGGCCUUGCUGACCUGGUAACACCUGUGUCCCCCUCCCCCUUGUGCAUGGGAGGGGAGCUAACAGUGCCUGGCAGCCAUUGCAUGCUGCCACCUGCAGUGCACAUGGCACCAUGUGAGCCGGCAUCGAGUGCUGUCAAUGCUCUCACCAUUGACGUUGCCCAGGAAGACCAGCCGCCGUGUUUUGAGGAACUGCUGUCCCCCAUGUCUAGGCUCUGCCGUUCUGUAGAUGGCAUGCUGGCAUGCCACACCAUGCCAUGUCACACAAUUCUAUCCAUGCCACACCAUGCCAUGCCACACCAUGCCAUGUCACACCAUUCCAUCCAUGCCACACCAUGCCAUGUCACACCAUUCCAUGCCACAUCAUGCCAUGCCACAGCAGCAGCAGUCUCGUGGGUGCAGGAGAGAACGAUGGUGCAGCAGGGGGCGAUGACACUGGAUAGAGUGAUGGUGCAGGCACUGAGGGAGAGCAGGGCGCAACUGGUGCGCGAGCAGAUGGGCAGCAAUGGGAGUGCUGUGACUGCUGGGAACGCUUGGGCUGCUGGCACUGCUGAGAUUGCUGGUGCCGGGGUGCCAGAGAGAACAGUGGAGCAGCAGGGGGCGAUGGUGCAGGCACUGAGGGAGAGCAGGGUGCAGCUGGUGCGGGAGCAGAUGGGUGUCAGUGUUGGUGUCACUGCAGUCACUCAUGGGAACGCUUGGGCUGCUGGGACUGCAGGGACUGUUGGGAAAGCUGGAGCAGGGGUGUGGAGUGGUAGGUGCACGGAUGAGGCAGAUGCAGUGCAAGCAGGAGGAACAGGCAUGCAGGAGGAGCAGGCAUGCAGGAGGAGCAGGAAUGCAGGAGGAGCAGGCAUGGAGCAUGGUGUGCAGGACGCAGCAGCCAUAGAGCGCAUGGUGUGCAGGACGCAGCAGCCACAGAGCGCAUGGUGUGCAGGACGCAGCAGCCAUAGAGCGCAUGGUGUGCAGGACGCAGCAGCCAUAGAGCGCAUGGCAGGCACACUCAAUGCAGGACGCGCAAGGAAGGAGGCACGCUCACUGCAGGACGCGCAAGGAAGGAGGCACGCUCACUGCAGGACGCGCAAGGAAGGAGGCACGCUCACUGCAGGACGCGCAAGGAAGGAGGCACGCUCACUGCAGGACGCGCAAGGAAGGAGGCACGCUCACUGCAGGACGCGCAAGGAAGGAGGCACGCUCACUGCAGGACGCGCAAGGAAGGAGGCACGCUCACUGCAGGACGCGCAAGGAAGGAGGCACGCUCACUGCAGGACGCGCAAGGAAGGAGGCACGCUCACUGCAGGACGCGCAAGGAAGGAGGCACGCUCACUGCAGGACGCGCAAGGAAGGAGGCACGCUCACUGCAGGACGCGCAAGGAAGGAGGCACGCUCACUGCAGGACGCGCAAGGAAGGAGGCACGCUCACUGCAGGACGCGCAAGGAAGGAGGCACGCUCACUGCAGGACGCGCAAGGAAGGAGGCACGCUCACUGCAGGACGCGCAAGGAAGGAGGCACGCUCACUGCAGGACGCGCAAGGAAGGAGGCACGCUCACUGCAGGACGCGCAAGGAAGGAGGCACGCUCACUGCAGGACGCGCAAGGAAGGAGGCACGCUCACUGCAGGACGCGCAAGGAAGGAGGCACGCUCACUGCAGGACGCGCAAGGAAGGAGGCACGCUCACUGCAGGACGCGCAAGGAAGGAGGCACGCUCACUGCAGGACGCGCAAGGAAGGAGGCACGCUCACUGCAGGACGCGCAAGGAAGGAGGCACGCUCACUGCAGGACGCGCAAGGAAGGAGGCACGCUCACUGCAGGACGCGCAAGGAAGGAGGCACGCUCACUGCAGGACGCGCAAGGAAGGAGGCACGCUCACUGCAGGACGCGCAAGGAAGGAGGCACGCUCACUGCAGGACGCGCAAGGAAGGAGGCACGCUCACUGCAGGACGCGCAAGGAAGGAGGCACGCUCACUGCAGGACGCGCAAGGAAGGAGGCACGCUCACUGCAGGACGCGCAAGGAAGGAGGCACGCUCACUGCAGGACGCGCAAGGAAGGAGGCACGCUCACUGCAGGACGCGCAAGGAAGGAGGCACGCUCACUGCAGGACGCGCAAGGAAGGAGGCACGCUCACUGCAGGACGCGCAAGGAAGGAGGCACGCUCACUGCAGGACGCGCAAGGAAGGAGGCACGCUCACUGCAGGACGCGCAAGGAAGGAGGCACGCUCACUGCAGGACGCGCAAGGAAGGAGGCACGCUCACUGCAGGACGCGCAAGGAAGGAGGCACGCUCACUGCAGGACGCGCAAGGAAGGAGGCACGCUCACUGCAGGACGCGCAAGGAAGGAGGCACGCUCACUGCAGGACGCGCAAGGAAGGAGGCACGCUCACUGCAGGACGCGCAAGGAAGGAGGCACGCUCACUGCAGGACGCGCAAGGAAGGAGGCACGCUCACUGCAGGACGCGCAAGGAAGGAGGCACGCUCACUGCAGGACGCGCAAGGAAGGAGGCACGCUCACUGCAGGACGCGCAAGGAAGGAGGCACGCUCACUGCAGGACGCGCAAGGAAGGAGGCACGCUCACUGCAGGACGCGCAAGGAAGGAGGCACGCUCACUGCAGGACGCGCAAGGAAGGAGGCACGCUCACUGCAGGACGCGCAAGGAAGGAGGCACGCUCACUGCAGGACGCGCAAGGAAGGAGGCACGCUCACUGCAGGACGCGCAAGGAAGGAGGCACGCUCACUGCAGGACGCGCAAGGAAGGAGGCACGCUCACUGCAGGACGCGCAAGGAAGGAGGCACGCUCACUGCAGGACGCGCAAGGAAGGAGGCACGCUCACUGCAGGACGCGCAAGGAAGGAGGCACGCUCACUGCAGGACGCGCAAGGAAGGAGGCACGCUCACUGCAGGACGCGCAAGGAAGGAGGCACGCUCACUGCAGGACGCGCAAGGAAGGAGGCACGCUCACUGCAGGACGCGCAAGGAAGGAGGCACGCUCACUGCAGGACGCGCAAGGAAGGAGGCACGCUCACUGCAGGACGCGCAAGGAAGGAGGCACGCUCACUGCAGGACGCGCAAGGAAGGAGGCACGCUCACUGCAGGACGCGCAAGGAAGGAGGCACGCUCACUGCAGGACGCGCAAGGAAGGAGGCACGCUCACUGCAGGACGCGCAAGGAAGGAGGCACGCUCACUGCAGGACGCGCAAGGAAGGAGGCACGCUCACUGCAGGACGCGCAAGGAAGGAGGCACGCUCACUGCAGGACGCGCAAGGAAGGAGGCACGCUCACUGCAGGACGCGCAAGGAAGGAGGCACGCUCACUGCAGGACGCGCAAGGAAGGAGGCACGCUCACUGCAGGACGCGCAAGGAAGGAGGCACGCUCACUGCAGGACGCGCAAGGAAGGAGGCACGCUCACUGCAGGACGCGCAAGGAAGGAGGCACGCUCACUGCAGGACGCGCAAGGAAGGAGGCACGCUCACUGCAGGACGCGCAAGGAAGGAGGCACGCUCACUGCAGGACGCGCAAGGAAGGAGGCACGCUCACUGCAGGACGCGCAAGGAAGGAGGCACGCUCACUGCAGGACGCGCAAGGAAGGAGGCACGCUCACUGCAGGACGCGCAAGGAAGGAGGCACGCUCACUGCAGGACGCGCAAGGAAGGAGGCACGCUCACUGCAGGACGCGCAAGGAAGGAGGCACGCUCACUGCAGGACGCGCAAGGAAGGAGGCACGCUCACUGCAGGACGCGCAAGGAAGGAGGCACGCUCACUGCAGGACGCGCAAGGAAGGAGGCACGCUCACUGCAGGACGCGCAAGGAAGGAGGCACGCUCACUGCAGGACGCGCAAGGAAGGAGGCACGCUCACUGCAGGACGCGCAAGGAAGGAGGCACGCUCACUGCAGGACGCGCAAGGAAGGAGGCACGCUCACUGCAGGACGCGCAAGGAAGGAGGCACGCUCACUGCAGGACGCGCAAGGAAGGAGGCACGCUCACUGCAGGACGCGCAAGGAAGGAGGCACGCUCACUGCAGGACGCGCAAGGAAGGAGGCACGCUCACUGCAGGACGCGCAAGGAAGGAGGCACGCUCACUGCAGGACGCGCAAGGAAGGAGGCACGCUCACUGCAGGACGCGCAAGGAAGGAGGCACGCUCACUGCAGGACGCGCAAGGAAGGAGGCACGCUCACUGCAGGACGCGCAAGGAAGGAGGCACGCUCACUGCAGGACGCGCAAGGAAGGAGGCACGCUCACUGCAGGACGCGCAAGGAAGGAGGCACGCUCACUGCAGGACGCGCAAGGAAGGAGGCACGCUCACUGCAGGACGCGCAAGGAAGGAGGCACGCUCACUGCAGGACGCGCAAGGAAGGAGGCACGCUCACUGCAGGACGCGCAAGGAAGGAGGCACGCUCACUGCAGGACGCGCAAGGAAGGAGGCACGCUCACUGCAGGACGCGCAAGGAAGGAGGCACGCUCACUGCAGGACGCGCAAGGAAGGAGGCACGCUCACUGCAGGACGCGCAAGGAAGGAGGCACGCUCACUGCAGGACGCGCAAGGAAGGAGGCACGCUCACUGCAGGACGCGCAAGGAAGGAGGCACGCUCACUGCAGGACGCGCAAGGAAGGAGGCACGCUCACUGCAGGACGCGCAAGGAAGGAGGCACGCUCACUGCAGGACGCGCAAGGAAGGAGGCACGCUCACUGCAGGACGCGCAAGGAAGGAGGCACGCUCACUGCAGGACGCGCAAGGAAGGAGGCACGCUCACUGCAGGACGCGCAAGGAAGGAGGCACGCUCACUGCAGGACGCGCAAGGAAGGAGGCACGCUCACUGCAGGACGCGCAAGGAAGGAGGCACGCUCACUGCAGGACGCGCAAGGAAGGAGGCACGCUCACUGCAGGACGCGCAAGGAAGGAGGCACGCUCACUGCAGGACGCGCAAGGAAGGAGGCACGCUCACUGCAGGACGCGCAAGGAAGGAGGCACGCUCACUGCAGGACGCGCAAGGAAGGAGGCACGCUCACUGCAGGACGCGCAAGGAAGGAGGCACGCUCACUGCAGGACGCGCAAGGAAGGAGGCACGCUCACUGCAGGACGCGCAAGGAAGGAGGCACGCUCACUGCAGGACGCGCAAGGAAGGAGGCACGCUCACUGCAGGACGCGCAAGGAAGGAGGCACGCUCACUGCAGGACGCGCAAGGAAGGAGGCACGCUCACUGCAGGACGCGCAAGGAAGGAGGCACGCUCACUGCAGGACGCGCAAGGAAGGAGGCACGCUCACUGCAGGACGCGCAAGGAAGGAGGCACGCUCACUGCAGGACGCGCAAGGAAGGAGGCACGCUCACUGCAGGACGCGCAAGGAAGGAGGCACGCUCACUGCAGGACGCGCAAGGAAGGAGGCACGCUCACUGCAGGACGCGCAAGGAAGGAGGCACGCUCACUGCAGGACGCGCAAGGAAGGAGGCACGCUCACUGCAGGACGCGCAAGGAAGGAGGCACGCUCACUGCAGGACGCGCAAGGAAGGAGGCACGCUCACUGCAGGACGCGCAAGGAAGGAGGCACGCUCACUGCAGGACGCGCAAGGAAGGAGGCACGCUCACUGCAGGACGCGCAAGGAAGGAGGCACGCUCACUGCAGGACGCGCAAGGAAGGAGGCACGCUCACUGCAGGACGCGCAAGGAAGGAGGCACGCUCACUGCAGGACGCGCAAGGAAGGAGGCACGCUCAAUGCAGGACGCGCAAGGAAGGAGGCACGCUCACUGCAGGACGCGCAAGGAAGGAGGCACGCUCAAUGCAGGACGCGCAAGGAAGGAGGCACGCUCAAUGCAGGACGCGCAAGGAAGGAGGCACGGUCAAUGCAGGACGCGCAAGGAAGGAGGCACGCUCAAUGCAGGACGCGCAAGGAAGGAGGCACGGUUUCUCUUUCAUGCCCGCUCUCCUCUGCUUUCGCCCCCUAUCUCCUUUCCUCAUGUGUGGACAAGCGAGGUCGCCGUCCGCCGUGCUGUUGGCCGCCGUGCCACACGACUUGGCAAUGUCCACCUGGCACUGCAGCGCCAGCGCCACGUCAGCGAGGUAGAAAUGCGACUCGCGCACCGUCUGCAGCGCCACCUCAGAGCGACACGCCACCCCCAUGCUUCCCUGGAAGUGGCAGCAGCAGCAAGGAAAAGUGCCAGAGAAAUGAACAGGGAGAGGCGUUGGGAACUACCAAGGUAGGCACCGCAGCAAGAGCAGCGCUGGUGGGUGGUACAAGGGAUGGUGGCAGAGAGCCGGGAGUGCGAGCAGGAGAGCCGCAAGAGAGAGGUGAUGGCACCACCGCAUCCCUGCUGUGCCGGCAUGAGCUGCACAGCAUCACCUGCCGCUGGCGCACUCACCUGUUGCAGUCCCAUGGCCUCACCUGGCCCAGGCUGGUCUACAGGCAGCGGAAGGCCUUGCCCUCGCUGGGCGGCACGCCGCGGCAGAAGGCAUGCAGCUCCAACCCACACCACACGCGUUCAUGA
Messenger RNA from Closterium sp. NIES-65, 8676 nucleotides. NCBI's taxonomy places the organism in Eukaryota, Viridiplantae, Streptophyta, Zygnematophyceae, Desmidiales, Closteriaceae. The record is from the annotation of a GenBank genome assembly.